AUGGAGGUGUGGCGAUCAGUUCUUGACAGAUUAGAGGAAUACCGGGUAGGACCUUCGAAUAGAUUUUGGCAAGUAUGAAAUAGAUUCGAAAAGGAUUAAUCUCCGUACUUUGGCUUGUGGCAAAACUUCUGCUUCUCAAUGUCUUUGUAAAUGAUGGAAUGCGCUCAAUUGGGUACCUUAUGUCUACAAAAGAUCCAAUAAGCAGCGCGCAUAAUUUCGCUAUCCUGGUUUAUACAGUGCUCUGCUUCGGAGGCUCUUUGUUGGUGCUUUUUCCAAAAUUCACACUGUUUGGAUCGUUCCUCCUAAUGCUCAAUCUGACUGCCCAGGUAUGUGCGUUUUUAUGCGAUCGUUCCGAUGUAUGCAUGUGGCUAAUACUAUCUACCUCGUCUGAUGCCAGCACUUUGACGAAGGGUGUUGAUUUCACUUACAUAGUGAAUUAAUAAGUGGAGUUUAGUCGUCCUUCUAACUACCUAAAAUGGAUGAACUUGCUAUCACAUUUAAUACAGUGGGUGAAGCCAACUGAACUGGAGAAUUCAAAGCCAUCGAAACCUUGCCUUCUACUGGGUCGUAUCAACAUCGUAUCGGGAACCUGAACUGAUUCUGAUGACCCGUUUAAUUUGAAGUACAAUCCUUUGUGAUUGUCACACCCGGUGGAACUCAUGAAAUGACAACAAAGUCUUCAGAUAAAACUUCAUUUGGGAACGGGGGAAGGUGGUAAGAUUGGGACGCCCUCAGGUAGUACAGGUGGCCUUGUGCUAAAUUCCACGGGGGGUUACCAUUACUGUGUCCUACCUCUAACCCAAUAACCGACCUAAACCCAAGGCCUAACCCUAAUCCCAAAACUUAACCCUAAAUCUAAUCGCCCUGGAAAUUAGCUCAAGGCCACCUGUGACGAUGGGGUGGGGGGGAAGCUUCCAACUGCCGUGGCCUAUAGAGGAGGGUGCAGAACUGCUCGACAUGAAACAGAAUCUCCGGUUACGAUGGCAUGCCGUCUUCCAGUUGGUAACUUUUACAGUCACAUGAGAAGAAACCACCACCUAAACUACUUGGAUCUUUCUUGCCAAUUGCCGAUAUUUCUUGCAAAUUCCAUUAAAUUUAUAGACGGUCAACUCAAAAUCUCAUCGUGAAUGCUAGAACUAGGGAAAAUUAAAUCUUCAUUUUCGUUUUUAAACUGACGAACGUAAAACAGUGGUUGUAAGAUAUUUUUAAUAAUGAAAAGUCCUCAGCCCGUCCCACAGGUUAAUCUACUUGUAAAUUGUACAGCUUGUUUAGCAAUUAUUACGACCUAAUGAGUGCCUUUAACAUGGCGGGAUCUUUGGACUGUCUUAAAGUUGUGAAAAUUCCCACUGAGCAAUUCAGGAGACAUGUAUACAGUUAGCCUCUCGCACGCUCCGCGUCCACCCUGGGCAAGGAUCGAUUAACUGUAUGCAUGUCUCCGCGCCCCGUCCCCUCUCCCUCCUCCCCCUUUUCGCACGGCUCUGCCUAACCCUCACUGUCACCUUCUUCCGCCCCUCUCUUCCCUCCCCUCUAUUCACACACCCUGUUUGUAUGAAAAGACGAACCUUAAUCGAUUGCUCCUAUCGCCCACGGGUUUUACUUCGUACUUCGUCCCCAUCUAAGUGUACUGGCCCGAUGAUAAUUUAUCGAAAGCACGCGUUUGCUCGCCAAAUGCUCUUCUGUAUUACGACCUGGUUACGGCAGGGAUCAUGCCCCUCCUUUUUUAGAAUUCGGGUUAGAGCCCUCUAAUUGGAGCAGCGGGUUAUGCACGUCUGGGGUUCGGAUGUGGCUGGUUAAAAGUGACAAAGAAACCAGAAGCGGGCAUUCCGUUCUCCGUAGUCUUUGUCGGCAGUUAGAUCGAGCAACAGGAGACCCCUUCAAGGAGACGUGAAUAGAUAUCGGAAUUUCAUUCAUAGAAGGUAUGCCAUGCAGCAUGAGAAGUUUGGGAAGAAGUAAUUGUUCAGUUUGUUUUUCGAAAUAUCAAUGGAAGAUCGCUUUUAAAAUAUACUUGGUUAUUUCAUUCAAGUCGGAGUGUUUAUGACGAUCUGAUUCCCCACCAAAUGAAUACAAACAUCGAAUUUUUGUACGUUCCCGGGGAAUUAUAUUUUGGCUUAUUCAGUUGAACGACAGAAUCCAUCUAGGAGUGAUUUUUCCGAAUGUGCUCCCCGCACACGACUGGAAGAAUCCUCUGUCAGAUGCCAAAAUGCCGACGUGGAUGAAAUCAUUUGAAAGACCAGUUCAGACUUUGCAGCGUUGCAACCACACCGGACCAAACCUCUCUAUCCGAAAAUAUAGGUUGUAUGUGUGCUACAUAUAAAGGAAAGAGCGUGGUCGUUCAUACGCCAGAAAAGAUGCCCUUUGCAGGUGGAUUUCGUUUUUAUCACACACACUUCGUCGACAAGAAAAUGUACCGAUGACAAAGUGCAGUUAUUUUCAGCGUACUAUUUACAUAUUAAUGCUUGACUGUUUUGAGACGUGGACACCCAGACCCUCUCCCCCAAACCCCAGCUACAGACUUACUUCUGCUUGCCCGCAUUUUCCUUUAAACCAUUUCGAUAGCAAUAUAAAUGUAUAGGCCUGAUGAGAAUUUAUCGAAGGCUUACGUCUGCUCGCCAAAUUAUCUUUUCGAAUGAAUUGGAUUAUUAACGCAUUUUGGGCGUUGCGGUCGUCUGCCGGGUAUUUACGAGGUAAACGUGACGAAAAUGCAAAACACUGAAUGGGAAAGUUAUAUGCGCAGUAUUAAUAGUAUUACUGCUUGUAAAAUACAGGCAGCUUCAGUUAUUUCUGAUGUACCCAUCCCUGCUUCAUACGGCCCUUUCCGUAAAAACGGUCGAAGCGAAAAGCUAUUUCAUCGAUUGACAUGUUGUUAUUUCCAUUGCAGCAUGUGCCCAUGCAUUUCUUGCUUAUCCGGCAUUUUGCAUCCCUUCAUUCAUUUAGCACAACCCAAGGAAGGUAAAACGAGCAGCCAAUUACCCAUAUAUUACAUAGUACUUCUAAUGGAGUUUGUUGAAACCUAAAAUUAUGCUAAGAAACGCCUUUCCUUGAAGGAGGUUUAGAGCCCAAACGUUGCAAAUACUAUCUUCAGUUUAUUGGCAGGAUCAAAUGUUGGUCUUGUCAGCCAAGCAUGCACCUCCUUGAAAGUACGAUGGAACGUCGGCGGAAGUUCAGAAGGACUACUUGGAAGGCGGUGGAAAAGUAGUCUCCAUGGGUUCUUCACCUCGUACUGACUUUGUUUGCACCGGCAUGUUGAGGGCGCAUUUUUAGAUUUCAGUAGGGCCUUUUCAGGGAUGUGAUAUAGAUAAUUACUUAAGCAUGGUACCUUGUUUCCCUUAACAAUCAUAGGAAGAAGAAGAUUUUGCGCUUGCCGGACGGCAUAAUCUUACGAAACUGGAGUGGAAAUCACCCGUUUGGCAUGACUGAAAUGUGGAAUACGAGCGAUUCCGCUUUUCCUUAUAGACGGUCGCGUAACGAAGAGCGGGCAGUAAUUGCGAAAUGUAGUGAAGAGAAAUUCCUGGCGGAUCAGAACGAUUAUUUUUAUCAAGUUUGUCAUCGUCCUUUGGACGUACCGCUGCCCGCGACGACCAGAGCGUGAGCCUGCGACUCAAGUGGGGUUGCGUUGAGCUCAAUGCGUAACUUGACCUAAUCGUGGGGCAUGUUCUGCCGACGACCACAACUAAGUUCCGGUACCACUACUUAUCGGUGAUCACAUUGAUUAACAAAUAUGCCGUCUCAUAAACAAACGUUUUUCAAGCCUGCCAGUAAGCGCGCGUACAGAGUUGCGAGGUGUCAAAUCUGUAAACGCGGAAACAGUACUGAUCGGGGAGGUUAGCAAGAAGAGUGGACCGGCGAGAAGGCAAAGCAGCGAUAUGACAGACUGGUUGCGCUAACAGAGCCAUUCUGAUUUUAGGUAACGCUGACCGUUGUGCAACCCAGGCACCCCACAUCCUGCCAUUUAGGAGCCACUACACUGUGUGCAACCUUUGUACUUCUUUAAACAACUUGUAGCUAACAGGACAACAAGAGUCCGAACGCCAGUCAUUGGGGAUUAGAAAGGGCCACGACUCAUUUUCUGAAGUAACUAACUUCAUCAGACAGGCCCUACGUCCAGGUGGUAUACAAAAGAUGGAUGUGCUGUGACCAGCGUCGUUGGGACCGAAAUUUUACAGAUUAAAUUAGUUUGGUGCGGACGCCCCAUGCGUGCCGCAACUAGGUCCUGGGUGAAAUUUCGAAUUUUUUACGGUCGUAUUCAUCAACAGUCAAGCAGCAGUGUUUGUCUGGACUCGCCGACCGAUCGAUGCUGCUCAUUCAUCACAAGUAAGUGGUUUUGUGGUGAGCACCACUUAACUAUACAUGACUACAUUAACGGUAAAGGCCUUCCACGGGCGAGCUCUGUUCAUAACUAAUUUUACUUCAGUCUGACUGGCGAAAGAGCCACUGGUCACCUAAAUCUCAUGCCAGCUUUCGAAGGUCAUAAUUUCCCCUGUCUAACACCACGGCAACCUACGCAAGCUUCUUGCACGGAAUCCCUCGGUAGCGUGCUAACUGAUUUUGGGAACAGCAAACCUAGGGGAUGUCUUCCGGAGCCAGCAUAUUAAAAGUCGUUGAGGAGAGAAGGAUACUCUUAUGGUUUCGGAACGUACAAUUUGUCAUACGUCCUAUCUGACUUUAACUAACCUUCAUAACGUGAAUCAACUUAUAUGGCAUAAUAAGAAAAAAUCCGCCCUAGUUGACUGCAAAUAAAGAUGCUGUUCGUGAAGAGGUUAAAGAUAAUUCAUUGAUUUGACUUGAAUAGCUAACCGUGUUAUUUAAUGCUUUCUGCAACACACAUAUCCACGCCUCCAGUACAUUUACCACCUACUGACUGAGGCCUCAUGGAAUCCAGGCUACGAAGCCGUCAGUAUUCUCGGUUGCAUUUUGAUGAUCGCAAGCGCAGAGAUUCAGAGACUCUUCGAAAGCAGUGAGAAGAGGGCUGGACCCAUUCUUUGCGAGGGACUGGGCUGCGGCCUACCAGGUCUGUACUCCAAACAGGGCAUGCUUGCUUUGGCGCAAGUUCUUGCGAGGGUGGGCUUCUGCGUCAUCAGCCUUGGCCACGCCUACGUGAGCUACGUGCGAACGGGUGGUUUGUUAAUGGUGAGUUUUGUUGGUUUUUAAAAAAUAUUUUCUUGGUUGGCACACCAUCUGUUUUUGACACUGUCAAAUCAAUCAGCAUUUGAAUCCUGCCGCCACUACAGUUAUGCGGUCCUCAUAAUUGAUAUUUCUUUCCCUUGAAGAUUACCCAAGCUGCAUGUCACACAUGGGCCUUUGCAAAAACUCAUUAAGUCUGUGCAGCGUUAAUUCAAAAUGUUCAGAUUUUAUUUGGUUGCUUUUUUGCAAAUUACGAGAAGAAACCUUGCAAUAUGAAUGCAAUGUAACGCUGUAGCACCAGAAGAACUUAUUUAAUUUCUAACAGAUGCCUCCACGAUUUUUAAAAUUUUUGAUUUCUCACAGAUAGAGGGUUUCCUAUAGCCUUAGCUUAUACUCUAACACAGUGCUCGAAACAGAGCGAAAGUAUGUAUUAUCCAUGAACAUAAGGGCAAAGCAUAUGGAUCUUGGACAUAGCCGAUUAUAUCGUUGCGGAGAGACAAUUUUUUCCAGUGUAUCCGAGAUGCUGAGCGCUAGUGGUCAGUUAUGGGGGGACAUUGUGGCCCGCUUUUACAGUCCUUUAUGUCGUCCUGAAUUCAGUAAUUUCUAUUGGACAUGCCUUAACGAUUGACUGCCGUAGGACGAGUACCUGGCUGACGUGGAACACGAGUUUGACUGUAAUUGUUUCGAGUUUAAACUUUCCAGUAGACGUUUAACGCAUUUUCAUUAGUGACAUGAGAGCGCGUGUUCCCCGAUAUCUCCUGUUUGCAGAACGGAGUACGAGUAAUAAAUAACAAUAAUAAAUUGUUUUAUUUGCAUCACAGCAAGUAAAAGUAAAUUUUAAUAUGAAUUUUAGAACAGAUAGGCAGAAUCUGUAAUCCUGUUUUGUUUGCAAAGACCCUAAAGUAGAAUUCAAAGGCCAAAGGAAAGCCCCAUAUUUCCUCCUAUCGUCAGGGUAGUUUGGUGAAUGUCACGUCAGUGGGAAUUUGAAUGUCCUCGAGUCCUGAAGACAGGAGGUGACCCCCGGCUUAAAUGUCGGGUCAUUAAACUCAGAAACAAAUAAAACCAACAGAAGUUCCAGGUCUUCUCGAGCAAGAAGACGGAAACCUUUACUGUCGGUGACUCUUUCCAGUUUUUGUUAUCGUAGAGGGUGUCUAAUUUUAAUGCAACGUUGUUCAAUUGAGGACCGAAAUGGGUAUACAACCCUCUCCUCCCUCCCCACCUCCCCAGUACUCUGGCGCGGACUCACCCCUAAUACGGGAAUGGCGGUAAAAGGGGUCUAAGGAGUGUGGCCUCUCAAGGGAGUGGACACUGCUGUUGAAAUUACGUAGCAAGCCAGGGCAUAAUAUUUACGUCGUUUGCUUGUUCCAAUGUAUUAAGCUACUUUAAAUUCAAUCGCGCGCAGUACAAUUAGCAGCCGAGAGGAGAUCGUGCAAUCUCACAAAGGGAAAUACUACACGUCUAGUUCCGGGAAAAGACCAGGUAUCUGAUCUAGAAACAGAAAGGUCGAUGGGCUUUCGGUAAGUAUACCACGGUCCCACCUGUAAAAACCCUUUUAACAUCAUUCAUCAUUUACCAUCUUACGCCAAGGAGCUGGGGGUACAUAUUCAUGUCCUACUGUUAUUGAGGAAUUGAUAACGUCUUUCUGGCUACUUACUUCAAUUCCUAAGCUCAAUUGUUUGUUGCCUGUGUACCAAGGGUUGUUAUGCCCACCUUCUGGUGCUUUCUGGCAAAGUUAGUUUUCCUAUUUGACCCAGUAACAAUUCGAUCUGAGACAUUUAAAAUAUGAAUAAGUUUAAAUAUUUAGUUUUGGUGCCCUUUUUAAGUGCUGAACUCAUGAAGCAAAAUACUGCACGGUAUUUCAAAUAGAGAAAACUACAGGUACCUUUUCACUCCUGUACUAUUUUGGGUGUAUCAUUAAGUCGGUUAGAAGCCUCCUCGGUUAAUAGAAAGCAGUGCCUAUUUGAAAAAUGUUUAUGUCAAGCUUCGAGCUGAAUGGUUCCUGACUCCCUGCCCAAAUAUUUGUCAUCGAGCAUUCGCGUGACGUCAUCAGAGUUUCGACCGCAGUUCACCCAGAGAAAUACCGAUUAGGUCGUCUCACCAGCGGUUACUUACGACGUUUUUGGCCCCUCCGCUGUUGUUUCCAAUCUGCCGUUGUUCGAGUUCAUUCACAUCGGCUAAGCGAAUGUUACCGCCGUGGAAGACAGUCACGGGCGUGACAGCUACGGCGACCACCCUGGUUUUAACACGAGCUCUACUCCCGGUGACCUAGGUUAACGACCUGGCUACUAGACCGGCGUUCGCCGUUAGCGUUAAGCGCACGCAUGCCUACGUGCACCAGUCGGCAGGUGAUCUUUGGGCUUAUGUACUUUAUUUAUGGGUCAGAGACCUGUGAAACAAACUAUAUAUACAUAUAUUCCCCGAAUUGCUGAACGUACAUCUCAAGGUCUCGGUCUGCGUGUCAGUGUCACACUCCUGCUGUACUUCUUUACAAAGGUAGCUGAACUGAUCGGACGAGAACCGGUGCUUUCUACGUGGUAUGGUCGCUGGUAUGUGGCCUUUAUGGCAAUCCCAUCACAGUGUGGGAUCCGAGCCAGGCGUUGGCGGCACGCCCAGGUGCGGCUUCGGCCGUGCCAGCCUCCAAAUCUCUCUUGUGUUGAUUGAAAUCCUGGUUAUUUGUUGUGUGGACCAGGGGGUGUGGUGGAACGCCAAGGUGAGGAUCCGUCCGAGCCAUCCACCUGGGGCCUCUCUCGUCUCCGGUCUUCUUGACUCUGUCUUGACACCUGGCUUGGGCGAGGGAGGAGGAGAGAGUGUAGGUAGAUGCUACGCAAGUCUACCGGCACUAUAAACCCCUUCGUAAGUCACCGUCCCUGCUCCCAUUGCUGCUGCAACUGUGGGGCACACGGUGGACAUCAUCGAAACCGAUGGUCGAACUGUCAGCUGAACUGAUCGGGAUCCAUUGCUCCCUGCUGUGCUCAUUCCAUGCAUUUUUGAUCAUUUACACGUCAGCAAGAAAAACGUAGAUUUGCAUUCACGUUAACCUCAGUUGUCGAAAUCGGACGCAUCUUUCACACACAAUGCUGAGCAAACUAUCGUCACGUCAAAAAACGAAGGCUGUUGUGCAGUCUUGAGUGUUAAUUAGUUUACUACUCUCAUUUAUGCCGCCCUGUCACUUCUCCGAAUUAGCUUAUGACAGCUGGAGGGAGGGGAGGGGGGGGGGAGGGAAUUUUCGCGUUUUUUAAACUGCGAUGUAACCACCCCCGUGAGCUGCAUGAAGUAAUGCUGGAGGAUUCUUUUUCGCUGUUUCACCCUCCUCUUCUUUGCUCCGAUUUCAGGCCUUUUUCAAUACAAUCGUCAUCAUACCGCUUCUCAUUGGUUUCUACACUCGCCUCGCUGCCAUCCUUAUGGCUGCGGUAUUGUGGAUAGGUUUUUACGUCAAUUGUUUCAGCCUGCUGAGCAUGGAGAAACUGUUCGCCGAGGACUACGUGUGGUUCAAAUUUGCUCAAACAACCAGCAUAACUGGCGGCCUUCUGAUACUAAUUCUCCAAGGUCCGGGUUCCUAUAGUGUGGAUGCAGCUCGUCAUAAAGAUGAUUAA
Molecule: messenger RNA, 8714 nt
Organism: Spirometra erinaceieuropaei
Lineage: Eukaryota; Metazoa; Platyhelminthes; Cestoda; Diphyllobothriidea; Diphyllobothriidae
Source: the annotation of a GenBank genome assembly